Messenger RNA from Oryzias latipes (Japanese medaka), 1030 nucleotides. NCBI's taxonomy places the organism in Eukaryota, Metazoa, Chordata, Actinopteri, Beloniformes, Adrianichthyidae. The record is from RefSeq and is a predicted model, not a curated record.
AUUUAUGGGAUGCAGACAAAGGGAGAUUUAGGCACUUUCAACACAUACUCAUGUCAGAGUGUCCUAAAAACCUCAGGAUCACAUGCCUUAUUGGAGGAGUUUUCUACAGAGAACAGAGCGUCCUUCAGUAUCUUUUCUCCAGAAGACUCCCUCCUCUCUGGUCUGCUGCCAUGCCACUGGCUUUUAUCCUGACAGAGCUGAUCUGUUCUGGAGGAAAGAUGGAGAGGAGAUUCAUGAGGGUGUGGAGAAGGGACAGAUCCUACCAAACCAUGAUGGAACCUUCCAGAUGAGCUCAGAGCUGAACGUUUCAUUGAUCAAACAUGAGGACUGGAGGAGGUAUGACUGUGUGUUCCAGCUCUCUGGACUAGCAGAAGACAUCGUCUCCAUGCUGGACAAAACCCAGAUUCAGACAAACUGGGUUUCUCCUUCAGAGUUUCCAGUUGGUCCUGUUGUUGGAGGAGCAGCUGGAGUGGUUCUGCUCCUGGUGAUCAGUGGAGUCCUCUACUGCUGUUGGAGAAACAGAAAUGACUUCCAGCCUGUUGAUGAUGGUCUAGAAAAAGAAGAAUCUUCAAAAAAAGGAUCCAAAACAUCCCAAGAAGAAUUUUCUUCAGCUGAUGAACAGUUGAUUUGUACAAAAUAGACACAGAAACACUACAGUUGAUUUCACUAUAAGCAACACAGAUGGAAUGAAAUAGUGAAGACUGUAUUGGAGGUGAAGCUUCUGGAAAUAAGUUCUGAUCCGUGCUGACAGUGAACGCCUGAGACGGAUCCUGAAUCAACUCUGGAACCAGGAACCAAACAGAACUUCUAUCUGCAUAGAGAUGUUCUUAGAGUAUUACUAUACUUUACUGUUACUAUACUGUAACUUUGAGCAAAUGUGUUAUUUUAGUAUUACUAUCCAUGAUUUUAGACACAAUACAAUUUUUAUCUGGACUUUUGUAAAGAAGUAAAGUCUGUGGGAAUGCAUAUGUGGCAUAAUUCAUGUUUUAAUGUAAUUAGAAGAAUCCUGCAUAAAUCAUUGAUUCAGGUG